Molecule: messenger RNA, 1149 nt
Organism: Hippocampus comes (tiger tail seahorse)
Lineage: Eukaryota; Metazoa; Chordata; Actinopteri; Syngnathiformes; Syngnathidae
Product: stimulated by retinoic acid gene 6 protein homolog
Exons: 5
Coding region: 228-908 (226 amino acids)
Biological process (GO): vitamin A import into cell
Cellular component (GO): plasma membrane
Molecular function (GO): retinol transmembrane transporter activity; signaling receptor activity
Source: RefSeq, a predicted model, not a curated record
ACAGGACCCAAGACGUCUUGAAUUGAAUUGAAAACACCGAAACAUGCUUUGCCGAACUCAUUUGCUGACACAAUAGCGAGCAUAUUAGAAACACCGUCGAAAAACAAUUCAUAUUUUUGUCGCGUGCCAUCUUGGCAGGUCUGGCAAUCCAGACGGUGGUGUUUUUCAUCUGCUUCUUGUUCCUGGUCUUCCUUAUCAUCAUCCCCAUAUUUUACGGGCGCAACCUAAUGGUCUUCGAGAUUGCUGGCAAGGCUUGGCCUGCGUGGGUGACAGUGAUCCUGGUCACUGUGCUUCAGCAUGUCGCUGCCAAAUUUGCCUUUGUCAAAAAAGACGCUGGCACCCGAGACUUAAAUAACAGGGGGAGUUUGUUCCUUCUGACUUAUCUGCUGUUUCUCAUCAACACCGUGGUGGGACUCAUAGUGGCGAUAUGGCGAAUGGUCAUCACGGCACUGUACAACAUUGUGCAUCUUGGCCGUGUCGACAUCAGUCUGCUGCACCGCGCUGCAGAAGCCUAUGACCCAGCAUAUCACUACUACACACAAUUUCUGAAGACGGAGGUGAGCCAGACACACCCGGUGUUGAAAGCUUUUUGUGGGUUGCUGCUGAACGUCACGGUUGAAGGCGGCCGAGCAGGCCAGAAAAUACGAGAUGCAGAGGAAGGGAUCCAGGAAAGCUCGCCGAACAGAUCGACCGGCGGUCGUAGGAUUCGCUCCCGCUGGCAGCUGGUGUACACGUUGGUCAACAACCCCUCCCUCCUGGGCUCCAGGAAGCACUUCCAGACAACGCAGAGCUUGGAGAGCGUCCUCAACGGAAGCCCAAAACGCAGCAAGCAGACAAACAGCAAGAGGGAGGCGAGCAAGGCGUCGUCCACUGAGCCAUCCAAUGAGAACCAAGAUAAAAGCCGUUGAGAAGCUCAUUGCCGCAGCGCUGUAAACUAUUGUCGAAAUUAUGUCAGAAGGAAGUCGGGCGCUUAGAUGAUAUUUGUAAAAAAAGUGAGAAGCUAAUUUGAAUAACUGCGACAACCACCGUCCAUGAUUUAUAAUACGGUUGAGCCUCGUUUCAAUGUCCCCCGUUGACGUUUUCACCCCUGCGACGUUCACAUUUCAAAGUCCCAAUUCCACGUAAAUCGUUUUCCAUUUGCCGAUUUUG